Messenger RNA from Nerophis ophidion (straightnose pipefish), 4497 nucleotides. RefSeq names its product calmodulin-lysine N-methyltransferase (gene camkmt). Bases 201 to 1199 code for a protein of 332 amino acids. Lineage: Eukaryota; Metazoa; Chordata; Actinopteri; Syngnathiformes; Syngnathidae. The transcript is spliced from 11 exons. Gene Ontology annotation, cellular component: cytoplasm. The record is from RefSeq and is a predicted model, not a curated record. Gene Ontology annotation, molecular function: calmodulin-lysine N-methyltransferase activity.
AUUGCUGCAAAAUUGACUACAAUGCCUCACGCGCGGAUAGUGUACGGAAGUGGCGUGAAUCUUUUUCAACAGGCGACUCCACUUUAGCCUAAUGUGCUGUCGCUGUAGUUUUCGUAGUGUUUUUUUUUAAACAUUUCUUAUUUCCCACCUGCACCGUUAUUAACUGUGACAAUUCAACCGACGCCGUAUUAGAAGACACAAUGGAGAGAGAUUCCGCCGGUCGCGGAGAGAAGACGAACGUCGCCGCGUCGCUCGGGAGGACAAGUCUCCAUGAGGACAUGUCGCCUGAUGCUAAUCCCCAAGCGUCUCAUGAUGGCGUCGCUGCAGAUGUCGCCCGAGCAAGAUGGACUCUACUUAGACAAGUUUUACGCCAAAAGCAGAUGGACAAUCCCGAGGUCAAACAGGUGUCUGUGCGCCGGUUUGCCUCCUUCGGCCUUUUCAGCAGGAGAAGACUCUCCUCACAGGACCCCUCGCAGGAGCAGUGGGUGGUGUACAGAAGUGUCUUCUUUCCAGAAUACAGUGCCUUGCUCAGGGACAACAUGGGCCCUCUACGAGUUAAUGAAGUGCUCACCAGCUUUGACAACACCGGGAACGUCUGUGUGUGGCCAUCAGAGGAGGCCAUGGCUCAUUACUGUCUGCACAACCGUCACAUGUUCAAGGGCGCCGUCUGCGAGUUAGGAGGAGGCAUGACUUGUCUCGCCGGACUCAUGGUUGCCGUUUGUGCAGACGUGAAGGAAGUUCUGCUAUCAGACGGGAAUGAGAUGUCCAUUCAGAAUGUACGUGGGAUUGUGGAGAGGAACGCGCAAGAAGGAAGGUUUAUGUCAACGCACGUGUCAACCAGGGUGCUUAGGUGGGACUGUGAGACGGACAUGUCAUCGCUAGAAGCCCAUUUUGACGUUGUCAUGUGUGCAGACUGUUUGUUCCUCGACCAGUACAGAGGCAGCCUGGUUGAUGCUAUAAGGAGAUUACUGCAGCCCGACGGCAUGGCCUUGGUGUUGGCCCCACUGCGAGGCGACACCCUGCAGAUCUUCUGUCAGCUGGCCAAGCAGGCCGGACUCUUGGUGUCUCAGCGCCAACAGUAUGACACUCAGGUGUGGGACGUGCAUCUUAAGAUGCUGCAGGAAGGCAAAGAAGCGUACGACGAGAACAUCCACUACCCUCUGCUCAUCACCCUGACCAAAGCACCGAAAGGGCAGUAAAAAACGAAAACAAUAAUGACCUCUGCUGUGCACAUGAUGGUAGUGACCGCGGCGGUGGCGUCUUUUCAACACUGUGAUCCCCUAGUGGUCAGCGUGCGUCACCACACAGCAGUGUCAACAUUUCAUAACUAUAUUGUUUUUCCAGGGGUUUGUAUGUACUUUGGAGUUUGUACUUUGACGUGGCAGUCGCCGUGCUAGGUGACGUCUCCAUGGAAACACUGCCUUUUGGCCUCAGCGCUAGUUUGGUUUCCCGUCAGCAUUGUGCCUUAUAUGUCGCAAAAACGCCUCUCCGCUAUGACAACACGUGGCCCCGACGAAUGUGGCGUGGUAUGUCGCGUAUAUCUUGACACAUACAGAUAGGCGGGUGGUUCUGAAGACUUCUUUCACCAAGUACCGCCUCAGAAAACACUUGGCUCUCCAAGUACCACCAGAAUGACCGACAUUAGAGUACAGUAGCGUUGUAGGCCCAAAUAUUCAUUAAAAACACGACCAAGGUUUUAUUUCACAAAUAUAUUCCAUAGUUUUCGGCCGUUGCAACAUUAUACAUAGUAUGAAUAGUAACACUGUGUUUGAAUAUUUAAUUAGGUGAUUAUUUGGCCUACCACUAGAUGGAGCCUGAGUACUACCAACACAGUUAUAGAUGAAUCACAGUUAAUCCCGUUCUAAUUGAACUAUAAGCCGUUUGCUAACUUUAACUCCUGAGUGGUGCACGUAAUACAGUUUUAGAUAAUGAAAUAGAUUGAUGAAUAAACAAUUCAUCAAUUGUUUAUUGGGGGGCGGGCGUGAAAAAAAUUCUAUACUCUAGAAAAUUGUAACUGUGAGCAAGUUCUAAACAGCCUAUUUGGGGGGUGAGAGGCAUUUGCAUAUAUCUUGACACAUACAGAUGGAUAAAUAAAUAAAUAUUUAUAUCGGGGGGGCGUGAAAAUGUCUGCCAAGUUUCACGCAGCCCAUUUAAUACAGUCCUUCUAGCGUAUAUCUUGACACAUACAGAUAGAUAAAUAAAUAAAUGUUUAUAUCGGGGGGAGCGUGAAAAAUUCUGCCAAGUUUCAGACAGCCCAUUUAAUACAGUCUUUCUUAAAUAGUGAUAUGUAUAAGGGGGCGUAAGGGGCAAUAGCGUAUAUCUUGACAUGUACAGAUAGAUAAAUAAAGAUAUAUUUCGGGGGGGCGUGAAAAAUUCUGGCAAGUUUCAAACAGCCCAUUUAAUACAGUCUUUCUUAAAUAGUGAUAUGUGUAAGGGGGCGUGAGAGGCAUUAGAGUAUAUCUCGACCCAUUCAGAUAGAUAAAUAAAUAAAUAUUUAUUUCGGGGGGGCAUGAGAAAUUAUUUCAAGUUUCAAACAGCCCAUUUAAUACAGUCUUUCUUAAGUAGUGAUAUGUGUAAGGGGGUGUGAGAGGCAUUAGCGUAUAUUUCGACACAUUCAGAUAGAUAAAUAAAUAAAUAUUUAUUUCGAGGGGGGGAGGGCGUGAAAAAUUCUUCCAAGUUUCAAACAGCCCAUUUAAUACAGUCUUUUUAAAAUAGUGAUAUGUAUAAGGCGGUGUGAGGGGCAAUAGCGUAUAUCUUGACACAUACAGAUAGAUAAAUAAAGAUAUAUUUCGGGGGGGGGGCGUGAAAAAUUCUGGCAAGUUUCAAACAGCCCAUUUAAUACAGUCCUUCUUAAAUAGGUAUAUGUGUAAGGGGGUGUGAGAGGCAUUAGCGUAUAUCUCGCCACAUUCAGAUAGAUAAAUAAAUAAAUAUUUAUUUGGGGGGGGGCGUGAAAAAUUCUUCCAAGUUUCAAACAGCCCAUUUAAUACAGUCUUUCUUAAAUAGUGAUAUGUGUGAGGGGGUGUGAGAGGCAAUAGAGUAUAUCUUGACACAGCGAUAUCGAUGAAUAAAAAUUCACUUUGAAGGGGAGGCGUGAGAGGAAAUAGCGUGUAUUUUGACACAUACAGAUAGAUACAUAAUACACAUUCACUUCAGGUGGGGGCCUGAAAUAAUUCUGUGAAGUACCAAACAGCCUGUUUAAUGUAGUGCUUUUUAGAUUGUGAGACGGGCCCCCCAGGGGGGUGUCGUGAUCGUGUGUGUGUGGGGGGGGGGUCGUGAGAGGCAAUUGCGUAUGUUUUGACACCUAGAAAUAGAUAAACAUUCAUUUUGAGGGUGGGGGUGUGAAAGGCAAUAGUGUAGUAGCGCAUUUCUUCACACAGAUAGAUAGAUAGAUAGAUAGAUAGAUACACAUUCACUUUAGGGAGGGGGGGUGCGUGAAAAAAUGAUGUAUUGUUCCAAACAGCCCAUUUAAUACAGUGUUUUGAGGGGGGGCGUGACAGGCAAUAGCAUAUGUUUUGACACAUAGAGAUAGAUAAAUAAACAUUCAUUUUGAAGGGGAUUGUGAGAGGCAAUAGCGUAUGUUUUGACGCAUAGAGAUAGAUAAAUAAACAUUCUCUUUGAGGGAGGGUGUGAGAGGCAAUAACGUAUGUUUUGACACAUAGAGAUGGAUACAUUAACAUUCACUUUGAAAGGGGGUGGGAGGCGUGAGAGGCAAUAGCAUAUGUUUUGACACACAGAUCGAUAAAUUAACAUUCACUUUCAGGGGGGGGUGAGAGGCAAUAGCGUCUGUUUGGACACAUAGAGAUAGAUAAAUAAACAUUCACUUUAAGGGGGGGGGGUGUGAGAAGCAAUACCGUAUGUUUUGACACAUAGAGAUGGAUAAAUCAACAUUCACUUUGUAGGGUGUGGGGGGCGUGAGAGGCAAUAGCAUAUGUUUUGACACACAGAUCGAUAAAUAAACAUUCACGCUGAGGGGGGUGUGAGAGGUAACAGCGUCUGUUUUGACACAUAGAGAUAGAUAAACAUUCAUUUUGAGGGUGGGGUCGUGAAAGGCAAUAGUGUAGUAGCGCAUUUCUUGACACAGAUAGAUAGAUAGAUAGAUAGAUAGAUAGAUAGAUAGAUAGAUAGAUAGAUAGAUAGAUAGAUAGAUAGAUAGAUACACAUUCACUUUAGGGGGGGCGCGUGAAAAAAUUAUGUCUAGUUCCAAACAGCCCAUUUAAUACAGUGUUUUGAGGGGGGGCGUGAGAGGCAAUACCGUAUGUUUUGACGGAUAGAAAUAGAUAAAUAAACAUUCACUUUGGGGUGGGGUGUGAGAGGCAAUAGCGUAUGUUUUGACACACAGAGAUAGAUAAAUAAACAUUCACUUUGAGGGGGAUUGUGAGAGGCAAUAGCGUAUGUUUUGACACAUAGAGAUAGAUAAAUAAACAUUCACUUUGAGGGAGGGUGUGAGAGGCAAUAACGUAUGUUUUGACACAUAGAGAUGGAUAAAUUAACAUUCAC